This is a messenger RNA of Hyposmocoma kahamanoa, 4923 nucleotides long. RefSeq lists its product as uncharacterized. The transcript has 4 exons. Lineage: Eukaryota; Metazoa; Arthropoda; Insecta; Lepidoptera; Cosmopterigidae. Bases 1 to 4923 code for a protein of 1640 amino acids. The record is from RefSeq and is a predicted model, not a curated record. Gene Ontology annotation, molecular function: nucleic acid binding; RNA-DNA hybrid ribonuclease activity.
AUGAUUAGAACACCCCCAAAACUGACAGAUGCAAACGAGGUAGCGAAAAAAUCGCCGCCAAAAACUGUGACACUUACCUCAAACGUGAGAAAGAGCAUCGACGAAUGGGAAGCAGCGGGAUCAGACCCGUCCAUUGAAACACCUGUGACAAGCAAAAGACCGCAGGCAGGCCCUGCUACGCAGAAAAAGAGACUGCCACUGUCACAGGACAGCGAAAUGGCUAAAAGCCCCCUAUCCCUGUCCGACACGCGUUCGCCUAAGACCGCUCACCAAAACAGACUGACAGAGGCAAAAACGUGCAUUACAAGAGUUAAGCAGUACCUGGCACUCUCCAGAAACUUAAAAUCAAAUUUAAAAACUGGAAUAAGUAAUGCAGCGGAUAGAUUAUACCAACUAGUGAAAGAGCUGGAUGCGGAACUGAAACGGAAGAGUGAAGGAAGUGUGGAGAAGGGAAAAAAGGCCUCAGAAACACCUGGAGGAAAUGAUAAGAUAGGAAAAGAGAGAAAGGGAGAGGACGCACCGGAGAAGGAUAGCCUGGCCAAACAGAUUGAAGAGCAUGGAAGGCUACUCCAAGAACACCGAGGGGAGAUGGUCUCGCUUCAAAAACAACUAUCUGAGCAGCGCGAAAUGUUCGAAGGAAAUCGAACUUACGCGAAUGUUGCUGCAGGGCCUCAAAGAGGACCAUCCCAGGAACAGCCUUCCAUGCACUCGGUGGUGAUCACCUCGCAAGACGAACUAGAGACCGGUGACCAAGUCUUAGAGAAAGUUAGGAAGGUAGUGAACGCCAGGCAGGAAGGGGUCAGGAUUGAUAAAGUAAGGCAGGCAAGAGACCGAAAAGUUAUUAUUGGAUGCAGGAAUAAGGACGAAUUAAAAAAGGUUAGGGAUAAAAUCAGGGAAAAUGGGGAGAGACUACACGUGGAAGAGGUAAAAAACAAAGACCCUCUAGUCAUUUUCUACGGGGUGUUAAAAUCUAACACAAAUAAUGAAAUUGUAGACGCCUUGAGGAAUCAAAAUGGACACUUAUUAGGAGGAAAGAGCGGGACAGAAGAAGGGAUAGAGAUAGUCUACCGCAGGAGAGCCAGGAAUCCACAUACCGAGCACGUGGUAGCAAGGGUCUCCCCUCAGGUGUGGAAGCGGCUGACGGAGGCGGGGGCAGUCCACAUCGACCUCCAACGGAUCAGAGUCGCAGACCAGUCGCCCCUAGUCCAGUGUUCGCGCUGUCUAGGGUACGGCCACGGGAAGCGAUUCUGCCGGGAGGAGGUCGAUGUGUGCAGCCACUGCGGGGGCCCACAUAUGAGAACGCAGUGUAAGGGGUGGACUGAAGCGACCGUACCAGAUUGCAUAAAUUGCAACAAAGCAAAAAUAGAGUUCAGGGACCACAGUGCAUUUAGCAGGGAGUGCCCGGCCAAUCUACAAAGAAGUGAGCUCGCAACGGCCGAACUUGUGGUAGAGUGCGUAAAGAGAAAAAUUUCCGUAGCCUUGAUACAGGAGCCAUAUACUGGAUGUACGGGUAGGGUGAAGUCAUAUCCGGGGGUCAAAGUAGUGCAAUGUAGUGGAAACCCAGAUAACGUAAAUAAGACGGCCAUUGCACUCUUUGACGACAGUAUCGACAUUGUCCAAUACCCCACGCUCACUACGCACAACUUCACAGUAGUCAAACUUAGGACUGGAGCGUGGGAAGUGGGGAUAGUGUCGGUAUACCUGGACAAGGACAAACCCAUCGACCCGGACAUCCAGUGGAUGACAAAAGUGAAGAAUGAGUUGGGCACGGCUAAUAUAGUGAUAGGGGGAGAUGUCAAUGCAUGGAAUCCAUGGUGGGGAAGCCGUAAAAUGAAUCCCAGAGGCGAAGCGCUGGCAUACGCACUGGACGAACUUGGCCUGCAGAUACUGAACGAAGGUACUAAGCCCACUUUUGAUGUAAUAAGGGGAGGAAAGCGCUUCACGAGUUGCGUCGACCUGACCGCCUGCUCUACCGAAAUCUUGGGAAGCGUAAGCAACUGGCGACUGGACACCGAAAUGACCAGCUCGGACCACAAUGCAAUCCUGUUCGAGUUUAAUCUAGAAAAAUCAAUAGGCAUAGAUAUAAAACGUACGACCAGAAUUUACAACACAAAAAAGGCAAACUGGCGUGAGUUUCAUGAGAAACUCACCCAAGUUUGGAAAGAUGAAAACAUUAAUAAGGAAGAAAUAGACAAAAUAAAUAAGAAACCGACGGGAUUGCCCUGGUGGAACGACGAGUUGGCCAGACUGAAGCAGGAUGUUGCAACAAAAAAGCGUAGGAUCAAAUGUGCGGCGCAAAUAAGACGCAAAGUGGUUACGGAUAGUUACCUGCAGGCCAAGGAAAACUACCAGUGUGAGGCCAAAAAAGCGCAAACUUCCAGUUGGAAGAGCUUCUGUGGAAGGCAGGACCGGGAAUCCAUGUGGGAGGGGAUUUACAGGGUGAUCGCCCGGACAACCCAACGGGGGGAGGACAUUCCGCUGGUGAAAGACGGAACGGUGCUGGGGGGUGAGGAAUCCGCCAAACUGCUGGCGGAGACUUUCUUCCCCCAGGAUUCGGAGAAUGAGGAUAGCGCUGCUCAUCGCUACAUCCGCAAGUCAGCAGAAGACGGCAACAAAUGGACGCAUGGUGAGCCAUGCGAUCCAGAGUUUACGAUAGAGGAACUGAAUACGGCAGCGCUAAGCUUCAACGUCAAAAAGGCACCGGGCAAGGAGGGCUUCACGGCCGAUAUAUGUAGAGCAGCGAUAGGAACGAACCCAGAAGCUUUUCUGGCUCUGUACAAUCGCUGCAUCGCUUUGGCGCAAUUUCCGACGAUCUGGAAAGAGGCAACGAUUGUAGUACUCCCAAAACACGGAAAGGAAGAUUACACCCUCCCAAAAUCAUACAGACCGAUUGGGUUGCUACCGGUCCUAGGGAAGAUUUUGGAAAAGAUGUUGAUCAAGAGGAUCCGGUGGCACACCAUGCCGAAAAUGAGUAGGAGACAGUACGGGUUUACACCACAGCGCAGCACCGAGGACUCCCUCUAUGUCAUGAUGAAGCAUAUCAGGGAUAAACUGGAAGAAAGGAAGCUAAUCUCCCUGAUAUCAUUAGACAUAGAGGGGGCCUUCGACAGCGCCUGGUGGCCCGCAAUUCGCUGUAGGUUAGCCGAAUCAGAGUGCCCAGCCAACCUGAGGAGGUUGGUUGACAGUUACCUUUCAGGAAGAAAGGUAAGGGUAAGGUACGCGGGCGCGGAAAGUGUCAGGGACACCACAAAAGGCUGUGUGCAGGGCUCCAUUGGGGGGCCCACCUUUUGGAAUUUACUACUUGACCCACUCUUAAAAGGACUGGAGGAAAAAGGGGUACACUGCCAAGCUUUCGCGGAUGACGUGGUCCUGAUUUUUUCGGGGGACAAUGCAGAACAGAUAGAGAGGCAGGCCGAUGCGGCUCUCGAACAUGUUCAGAGGUGGGGAGUCGAAAAUAAGCUCAAGUUCGCACCACAUAAGACACAGGCAAUGGUGAUUACAAAUAAAAUUAAAUACGACUCCCCGCGUCUGACCAUGGGCGGGGAACGCAUUGGUCUGUCUCGUGAAAUUAAAAUCCUUGGCCUUACGGUAGACGAUAAACUCACCUUUAACAGCCACGUGAGGAACGUCUGCCGGAAGGCCAUAGCGUUGUACAAACAACUAGCAAGGACUGCAAAAAUAAGUUGGGGGCUGCACCCCGAGGUGAUCAGGACGAUCUACACCGCUGUGAUAGAGCCUACUAUUAUGUACGCGGCUUCCGCCUGGUCAAUGGCGACAAAUAAACUAGGUGUUAAAAAGCAGCUGGAUAUGGUCCAGAGGGGAUUCGCACAAAAGAUUACAAAGGCGUACAGGACUGUCUCACUUCACUCGGCGCUAUUGCUCUCCGGACUGCUUCCUCUGGACAUCAGGAUCAGGGAAGCAGCCUCUCUUUAUGAGGUGAAAAAAGGUUUUUCCCGGAGAGCAAUAGCAGACCGGGAACUUGAGACACCAACACCUUUUGUAAACCUACCUCACCCCUCGGAACAGAUAGGGACCAAAUUUAUAUGCCUGGCAGACGGUGCAGCUCUGGAACAGCACGACAACCAUGGCCGAAAAAUUUUUACUGACGGCAGUAAAAUUGAAGGGAAAGUUGGCGCUGCUCUAUCCAUAUGGGAUGGCGAAACGGAAACGAGUACUCGAAAAUUGAAGCUGGACCAGAGCUGCACCGUAUAUCAGGCGGAGCUGUUGGCACUGAUGGAGGCAACAAGUCACGCCGUAAAACACGAGGCGUCACACUGCAACGUUUAUAGCGACUCCAGGUCCGCAUUAGAGACGAUCGCCGACGGUACUUCCCUCCAUCCCCUAGCAGUUAAAACAAGAGCAAAUAUUAAUACCAUCCAGAAGCGAAACAACAUCAUAAACCUCUUCUGGAUAAAAGCUCACGAGGGGAUGGAGGGAAACGAGAGAGCCGACGAACUGGCCAAGGACGCUGCAUUAAACAAAAAGUCAAAGGCCGACUACGACAAGUGUCCUGUUUCGUUCGUCAAGCGUCAAAUCCGAAAGGACUCGCUUGACGAAUGGAACAGGCGCUACGUAGGAGGGGAAACGGCAUCCACAACAAAGGUUUUCUUUCCUGAUGCCAUAGCAGCGAACAGGGUGAUAAGAAAGAUGGACUUGGAUCCACUAACUGUGCAAUUAAUGACGGGCCAUGGUGGGUUCUCCUCAUACUUGUAUAGGUUCAAGUGUAGGGAGAGCCCAUCAUGUCAAUGCAGUGAUGAAACCGAAGAGAAUGUGUUGCACUUGGUUGUGGAAUGCCCGAUUUAUGCCAGAAAUAGAUUUGAUGCGGAGGCCGAGAUUGGUAGAGAAAUAAACGAAAUCCUCAUGGAUACCCUCCGCCCGGGGGAGACGAAGGGUUAUGUCGGACUCCUACCGACUAAAACCUGA